AUGGAUGUCGCGUACCGGAGGAAGUUGUUGUAGUUUCUCAAUUUGUUGUGAUACUGUUUAUGUUUUAUCUUGUAAUCGAUUUUUAUUAGAUUUCGCGUACCGAUUGAGGGCGCAUUUUAUUAUGACUGAUCAUGGGAAGCGUGUCACUUGCCCAUAGUUGUUGCUUAAUUUCUUCAAUUUGGUAAUACGAGCCCAAUGACAAACAGAAGGGUUUGGUGUGUUGAUCAACAGAGGCAAGUAUCUUCCAGUGAUUGGCGAGGAUUUUACAUUGGUGUGCACGUACACACUACAAGCCAGAAAUAUGGAGAUCACGUGGCAGAAGGAUGGUGAAUCACUGGCAACAUGUGAUUGUAGGGAAGAUCGGUCCUGUGGGUUUACUGUUCUAGACCAAUGGAAAUUCAGCUUGGUGGCAGACGACUCCAGUGCUAAUCUUACGAUAAAACAACUGGUUGGUGAAGAUAGCGGCCAUUACAAAUGUUCUGUUCGCCAAACUGCCUUUCCCUACAUUACAGUAUCAAGGAGCGUGCUCGUAACACCAUUACUACCAGCUUCGCCUUCAGUAAUCAUAGUUACCGAUAGAUCAAGCCGUCUUUGCUCCGAUAACUCCACUAGAACGAUACUGGCCGGGGAGCCAAAUGUGCUAACAUGUACAGCAUCGCAAGCAAGACCUCCUGCAAUCCUUAACUGGAUUGUACCAGAUGAUCUUACUUCCAACCAACAAGAUCAGACCGAUGUCGUUAAAGGCAACAGCUACACGUCUCAAAAGGUUGUUACAAUCACGCCCUCUGUGAAUGAUCAAGGAAAGCACAUCAGCUGCUUUGCGUCACACCAAACACUCCAGAGUGAUCGUCAGUGUAUUGUAUUCCUAAAUGUUCACGUUCUUCCAUCUAGCACGACAAUCUUUCAAUCUGGAAAUGGCAAAGACUACCGGACAUCACCAACAUUUAUUUAUGUUCAAGAAGGUUCUUCGGCUUCAAUCACCUGUCAAAGUAUUCGAUCACGACCGGCAGUUAAACUGACAUGGAGCAUUGACGACCCUGAUAUUCCUCCUAGAAAUGAAAGUCUGUCGAAGACUCAAAAUCCUGUAGACGGCAGUCUGUUUGAUACCAAAAGUACUUUCAAGUUGCAUCUGUAUAGGAAGUAUCAAGGGUUGAUUCUCUGGUGCUAUGUUUAUCUAGGUGAAGAUUUUGUCGAACGACAGUUUGUUACAAUAUCAACAUAUGCACCACCGGAUGAGGUCGUUAUGACUUUACCUGCUGAAUUAAAAGAAGGGAUAGAAGCCACCGUGAUCUGCAAGGUUGCCAAUGGGUACCCAGCUCCUUGCAUUUAUUGGUACAUAGGAUCAAGAAAUGUGACAGGUCAUUCAUCCCUGAAUAUUAGUGAAAAUGAUGCAGGUCGAUAUGACGCUGAAAGUACUUUGACUUUCAUACCAAAGAGGUUGGACCAUGGGAAACAUCUCCUAUGCCUGGCAGUUCUACCUACAUUAUCCACCACUUGGUCUGUGAAUGAUAGCAUGGUUUUAUACAUAACAGCAGUGAGACCCGAUUCACCUUCUUGGUUCAUAGUCAAUCAAAACCAGACGACAUCUUCGACUAUCCUCGCAGCCUGAGAACCUAGGUGCGUCAGAGCUGGACAUGCAUAAAUAAUGUCGGUAGGUCGAAUCAGCUUUCAUUUUAUUUCAUUUUAUUGGCAUAUUUCACAAAAUGGAUAACAGAAUAUCAACACAAUGAAAACCAAUGCAUUUGAUAGUAAUGCUAAAGAAUUCCGGGGGGUAAAAUAAUGAAUUUCAUUCAUUCAUUCCGGUUUAUUGUACAAAAUACUUCCUUGUUAAAACAGUUGGGAGACUGAUACACACGAAGAUUACAAUGUAUACAUAAAUUUCAUUGUUACAUAAGUGAAAUGAAGUAGUCAAAUAAUAUAACGUAACAAUUAAUUGAUUGACGUUGGUAUAUUGCACUUUCAAGGUAAUUCUAGAUGUGAGCACGUUACAAAUUUAUUUCCAAAGAUAUUUAUAAAAGCUAUAAUA
Lytechinus variegatus (green sea urchin) is the source of this 2026-nucleotide messenger RNA. RefSeq names its product nephrin-like. The record is from RefSeq and is a predicted model, not a curated record. Gene Ontology annotation, biological process: cell-cell adhesion. The transcript is spliced from 6 exons. Lineage: Eukaryota; Metazoa; Echinodermata; Echinoidea; Temnopleuroida; Toxopneustidae. Gene Ontology annotation, cellular component: cell-cell junction. The coding region runs from base 302 to 1609 and encodes 435 amino acids. Gene Ontology annotation, molecular function: cell adhesion molecule binding.